Molecule: messenger RNA, 2130 nt
Organism: Microthlaspi erraticum
Lineage: Eukaryota; Viridiplantae; Streptophyta; Magnoliopsida; Brassicales; Brassicaceae
Source: the annotation of a GenBank genome assembly
AUGACGGCGUUACGGUGUUCAAAUUUCUUAGGAUCCCCAAUCAUAAUCUCAUCUCCAACCCCUAAAACCACCAAAAAGCCUUCCUUUCCCUUCUCCUUCGUCACUCGAUCGUCUCUUCGAAGCGACGAAAUCAAUGGAAAACCCAUAAAGUCUCUGUCUUCAAAAGCAGCGUUAGCAGCUAUUCUCUUCUCUUCGAUUACGUCGUCGUCGUCGCGAGCUUUAGCUGUUGACGAACCGGUUACGGUUCCACAGACUGUCGUCGUUGAAGCCCAAGCAGUAAAGCCGUCGUCUUCCUCGCCGUUCAGUCAGAUCCAGUCGAUUACGGCGCCUAAUCCACAAGCAGCUCAAUCAUCAUCAGACCUUCCGGACGGAACGCAAUGGAGGUACAGCGAGUUUCUAAACGCGGUGAAGAAAGGGAAAGUGGAGAGAGUUAGAUUCAGCAAAGACGGUUCCGUUCUCCAGCUCACCGCCGUCGAUAACCGCCGCGCCUCCGUCGUCGUCCCUAACGAUCCUGACCUCAUCGACAUCUUGGCUAUGAACGGAGUCGAUAUAUCGGUUUCCGAAGGAGAAUCGUCCGGUAACGACAUCUUCACUAUCAUCGGAAACUUGAUUUUCCCGAUUUUGGCAUUUGGUGGACUCUUUUUACUAUUCAGGGGAGCUGGUGGCGGCGGUGCCGGUGGACCUGGAGGGUUAGGAGGUCCGAUGGAUUUCGGACGUUCGAAAUCGAAGUUCCAGGAAGUGCCGGAGACUGGUGUGUCAUUUGCGGAUGUUGCCGGCGCCGAUCAAGCUAAGCUUGAAUUGCAAGAAGUUGUUGAUUUCUUGAAGAAUCCGGAUAAGUACACAGCUUUGGGUGCUAAGAUUCCUAAAGGGUGUUUGUUGGUUGGACCUCCUGGUACUGGUAAGACUCUCUUGGCCAGAGCGGUAGCUGGAGAAGCAGGAGUGCCGUUUUUUUCUUGUGCUGCGUCGGAGUUUGUGGAGCUUUUUGUUGGUGUGGGUGCGUCUAGAGUUAGGGAUUUGUUCGAGAAGGCCAAGUCGAAAGCUCCUUGCAUUGUGUUCAUCGAUGAGAUUGAUGCUGUUGGGAGGCAGAGAGGAGCUGGGAUGGGAGGAGGGAAUGAUGAGAGGGAGCAGACGAUUAAUCAGCUGUUGACGGAGAUGGAUGGGUUCUCUGGUAACUCUGGUGUGAUUGUUUUGGCAGCUACGAAUAGACCUGACGUUCUUGAUUCGGCGCUGUUGAGGCCUGGAAGGUUUGAUAGGCAGGUUACUGUGGAUAGGCCUGAUGUUGCUGGCAGAGUCAAGAUUCUUCAGGUUCAUUCUAGGGGGAAGGCGAUUGGUAAAGAUGUGGACUUUGACAAGGUUGCGAGGAGGACACCUGGUUUCACUGGUGCUGACUUGCAGAAUUUGAUGAAUGAAGCGGCGAUUCUUGCGGCUAGGCGUGAGCUUAAGGAGAUAAGCAAGGAUGAGAUCUCUGAUGCUCUUGAGAGGAUCAUUGCUGGACCUGAGAAGAAGAAUGCAGUUGUCUCUGAUGAGAAGAAGAGACUAGUUGCUUACCAUGAGGCUGGACAUGCUCUUGUGGGUGCUCUUAUGCCGGAAUAUGAUCCUGUCGCCAAGAUUUCCAUCAUUCCUCGUGGCCAAGCUGGUGGUCUCACUUUUUUCGCCCCGAGCGAAGAAAGACUCGAGUCUGGAUUGUACAGUAGAAGCUACCUCGAGAAUCAAAUGGCUGUUGCACUUGGCGGAAGGGUUGCAGAGGAGGUGAUCUUCGGAGACGAGAAUGUGACGACAGGAGCAUCGAAUGAUUUCAUGCAGGUGUCUCGUGUGGCACGUCAAAUGAUUGAGAGGUUUGGUUUCAGCAAAAAGAUUGGACAAGUUGCUGUUGGUGGCCCUGGUGGAAAUCCCUUCAUGGGUCAACAAAUGUCGUCACAGAAAGAUUACUCAAUGGCAACUGCAGAUAUUGUAGAUUCAGAGGUGCGAGAGCUUGUGGAGAAGGCUUACAAGAGAGCAACGGACAUCGUCACAACUCACAUUGAUAUUUUGCACAAGCUUGCACAGCUACUGAUCGAGAAAGAAACUGUUGAUGGAGAAGAGUUCAUGAGUCUCUUUAUCGACGGCCAAGCUGAGUUGUAUGUUUCUUAA